UGACCUGUUUUUUUUAAAAAAAGACUAAAUGUCAAAUCCUAGACAAUAAAAAAUAAAAUAAAAUAAAAUAAAGCCUAUUAUUAUAAGAUGGUCUCUGGGAAAGAUAAAAAAUGAUAGGGCCCCACUAUCUCUGUGGGCCAAGGUUGAGGUCGCAAUGUAUUAAAAUUUUCAAUUAUAAGGGGAUUUUUAAAAACAACGGCCUGUUAGGUGAAACGAGACUCAGGUGACGGUCGUCCGGGAGUCAUACUUUUCAAGAGCUCAACGACCUGAGACUCACACAUGCUCUAUUGACUGAUUCAAAAUGACAAUUUAAUUCCUUUGAAUUUUCUGAAAUUCCAGAGGAUACAUUGAUUCUCCGACAUACUUUCACACCCAAAACUUGACUGAUUCAAAAUGACAAUUUCAUUCCUUUAAAUUUUCUGAAAUUCCAGAGGAUACAUUGAUUCUCUGACACUUUCCCACCCAAAACUUGACUGAAGAGUCGACAAUCAGAAACAUAAACCAGAAGAUCGAGAAACGCAAUUCCUCUUGAUUUUCAGUGAAUUGGUUUUUUGUUUCUGUGCAGAGGAAACACAUAUCGAUGGCGUUGGAGCUUCUUGGAGGGGCUAUUUUGGGAGCAGCAGUUGGUGAAUUACUGAGCGCUAUUCUGGAUGUGAAAGACCAAGCCAUCAGCUUCAGGCCCAACCUCGAACGACUCGAAUUAAGCGUCAGAUCAAUCGGCCCUAUUGUAUGUGAGAUCGAGAAGUUGGACAGAGAAUUGGACCUUCCGGUGGAAGAAACCAAAAUGUUCACCGAUCGGCUGAGAGAGGCCACGGAGCUGGUCCGCAAGUGCUCGCAGAUCAAGUGUUUGAAGUUUUACAAGAGGCCUUCCUACUCGAAGAAGCUCAUUGAUUUCGAAGAAUUGCUUUUGAAGUUCUUUCAGACCGAUGUGCAAGCUAUGCUGGCAAGAGAUGGCAAGAAGACUCUGGUGAAGGUGAAUGAGAUUGGCACGAAAUUGGAUAGAAUGUGGUCGGGGAUGAGGAAAGGUGGGCGGGUUUGUGAUCCCAAUGUGUUCAUAGGUUCGUGUGGAGCUCCGAGAGUCCAGGAUUUUGUUGUUGGAUUAGAUGUGCCUCUUCAAGAAUUGAAGAUGAAGUUGCUCAAGGAUGGUGUACAGGUGGUUGUGCUUUCGGCUCCCGGAGGAUGGGGGAAGUCUACGCUGGCAAAAAUGCUCUGCCAUGAUGUUGAAAUUGAAGGAAAAUUUAAGGACAAUAUUUUCUUUGUCAAGAUUUCAAAGACACCCAACCUCAAGGUCAUUGUUCACAACAUGUUUCAGCAUAAGAAUUUUCAGGUGCCUGAGUUUCAAAAUGACGAUGAUGCGAUCGACAAAUUGGGAAACUUACUGAGCCAAAGUGAAAUAGGAACAAGUCCUAAGUUGUUAGUCCUGGAUGAUGUAUGGUCUGGAUCGGAAUCCCUUAUUCAGAAAUUCAUGUUCCCAAUACCAGAAUACAAAAUAUUGGUUACAUCAAGAUCUGUAUUUCCUAGAUUUGCUUCAUCAACUUAUAAAUUGGAACUGUUGAAUGAUCAAGAUGCCAUGGCUCUUUUUCGUAAUUCAGCAUUUCCUCAAGAUGGGAGCUCCAACAUACCAGAUGAUCUUGUCAAUGAGAUAGUGAGCGGCUGUAGAGGAUUCCCGCUGAGCCUUACAGUGGUUGGUGGAUCACUAUGUGGAAAACCAGAGUUGUUCUGGAGACGCAUGCUGAAGAAAUGGUCUGAAGGACAAUCCAUUUUUGAUUCCAACAGUGAAUUGCUUAUUCCUCUCCAAACUAGCGUAGAUGCCUUGGAUGAAGAAACUAAUGCCAGGGAGUGUUUCCUGGACCUAGUUUCAUUUCCUGAUGAUCAAAGGAUCCCUGCCACUGCUCUUAUUGAUAUGGGGGUGGAACUAUACAACCUAGAUGAAGACGAUGCUCUUGCCAACAUCUAUGAACUAUCCACCCGAAAUUUGGUUAAUCUUGUGCUUACAAGGAAAGAUGCAUGCGAGUUUGAUGGCAAUGAGCAUUUUGUCAUGCAGCACCGUAUGCUGAGAGAGCUGGCUAUUUACCAGAGUAGCCAAGAACCUGUAGAACAGAGGAAAAGAUUAAUUGUGGAAAUAAGAGGAAAUGUUCUUCCCAAGUGGUCAAUUGAACAAAUGCAACGACCCUUCAAUGCCCACCUCUUGUCCAUCUCUACAGAUGAAACAUUCUCCUCAAGCUGGUGCAAUAUCCAACUACCUGAAAUUAAAGUUCUAAUAUUGAAUUUCCGGACAUGGAACUACAGCCUGCCUGAAUUCAUGGAGAAAAUGGAUAAAUUGAAGGUUCUGAUCCUCACAAAUUAUGAUUUCUGCCCAGCUAAGCUGAGUAAUUUUCCUCUACUUGGUUCUCUGUCUGGUCUAAAGAGAAUCAGACUUGAGAAUGUUUCAGUUUCUUUCCUUAGUAAAUCCACAUUACAAUUCACGAAUUUGCAGAAGAUAUCCUUGAUUAUGUGUGAGAUUGGCGAUGCCUUUACAAACUGUACUAUCGAUAUCCCCCAUAUGUUCCCAAAUCUUUUGGACAUUGAUAUUGACUGUUGCAUUGAUUUAGUUGAAUUGCCUGAGGGGCUUUGUGAUGUUGCCUGCCUUAAGAAGCUCAGCAUCACGAAAUGUCAUGAUCUGGAAGCACUUCCUGAAGGAUUUGGAAGGCUAACAAGUUUAGAAAUGCUGAGGCUUCAUGCCUGUACAAACCUUUUGGGUCUACCUGAGUCAAUCGGAAGCCUUCAAGAAUUAAGAGUUCUCGACAUAUCUGACUGUAUAAGCAUGAGUGAAUUGCCAAUGGGGAUUGGUGGGUUGUGUGGUUUGAAAAAGCUCAACAUGAGAGGUGGUGAAUUUCGUGAGCUGCCGCCAUCAGUAAAGGAUCUGUCACAAUUAAAGGAUGUGAUAUGUGACAAAGAUAGUUCCGCUCUCUGGGAACCUUUUAAGACUUGUCUCACCAAUCUGAAGAUAAAUGUGCUUAAUGAAGACUUCAAUUUGGACUGGCUCCCCAAUCUUCGCUUCUGAGAAACCAUAAGAAAAAUGGUGUUUAACCCGAGGUCUGUUUAUUUUUAUUUGGUUGUUCUCGAGUAGAAUUAUUAAGUGUGUAUAUGUGUGUGUGUGUGUGUAUAUAUAUAUAUAUAUAUACACAUUUAUGGUAGAGAUUUAAAGAAAAAUAAAAAUGUUUUUGGUGAUGGGACCCACCACCUCUUUUAAAGACAGGCUAUUUAGGCCUCCCAUUUUCUCUCGUCUUCCUCUCUCUCUCCCUUCUCUUUUUUUUUUUUUUUUUUUCACAAACUUAAAUUCUUGAUUUCUCCGUUUUCUUUUGGAAUUUUUGGAUGCUGUUUGUGGCAAAUUGAAGAGCACGACGAGAUCUAUGAUUUGAUCGGAACCAAUCUUCGUUUAGUGCACAUUGGAAUUUCAAAAAUUAGGAUUUGGAUUGGGCAAUUUUUGGGACUUUUCUCUCAUUUGAGGUAGGGAUGUCCUAAUCCACAAAAACCCUUUGACUUUUACGAAUUUUCUCUAUAAUUGAAUGUAUAGCAUGCUUAAUUGUGAUUAACUGUUGAAAAAUCGUUAUAUUGUUGUCAAGGAUUUGUAUAUCUAUGUGAAAUUCUAUGUAUAGAUGAUAUAUGUGUAAGUGGUUUGUGGAUUUGUUGUGAGAAGCAUACUUAUAUGGAUUUGUUUUCAUAUUUUUUGUGCUUAACAUGAUAGAUUUUUAUUUACUUGGAAGCAUGAUAUGUUAUUUGUGUUAUUGUAAAGCAUGUUAGGUGGUUAAGCUUAAAUUAAAAGUAUGAUAAUGAAUAUUGAUAUGGUAUGAAAAUGCAUGAUACAUUCAUGCAUAAGCAUUGGAAAGAAAUGGGAAAAUGAUUUAAAAAGGAAAGAAAAUGAUUUCGGGAAAAAGGUUUUUGAUGAAUGGUGCGAAACCCGGUCGCCUAGGAGAUUGCCUAUGGGGCCGUGGCGUUAAUAUGACCUAGAGGGAACUUAGGAAACCCCUUAGCGCGGUUGAGUUAACUGGGCCCAAAUUAUGCCUUAGAGCUUGCCUUGUGGUCAGGGACAGUUAGCCAAUCCUUCUCUCGUGCCGCCAUGGAGCUGUCAUGGGACGGGUUGCAUUAACGAUUUGGAAAUGAUGACUAAAAAGGUUUUGGAAAUGGGGAGCGACAUUGCAUGACAUUGCAUUUCAUGGCAUGGCAUGGUUCGUUUAUGAUUUAAAUUAUUGUUGUUGAUGUUGUGGUUAUAUUUUUCCCGGAAAUAGCAUGAUCCUGAUUCUUUUCCUAUUCCUUGUUUAGAUUUACGGGGCUACAAGAGGUGUGUCUUAGGCAUCACCUACUGAGCAAUUUUGCUCACCCCUUAUUAUUAACAUUUCUCAGAUCAUGGCAAAUGAGUGGCGGAUGACAAUCCACCACCAGUUUAGUUGGGUUGACGGAAUUGGACUCUUUUGUGCUUAAUGUGUAUAUUAACCCUUUUUGUUGUAAAUAAUAUUAGGAAUCAUUUUGUAUCUUCUACAAGGUUAGAAAUGGUCUUGAGACCACAGAUGAUAUCUUGCGUCGCCAUGAGUACCUAAUUCCUAUCUUAGGCCAUUGAUGUAACACGAUCCGAUUAUUAUGGUUUGAUUGUUCAUACUUUGGGAAUUUAAUAGUUUAUAUAUUUUGAUUACAUGAUUUUGAGCAAUUGAGCCAACUCAAUUGGUGUUUUAACAAAUUAAUAGUUUCUGAAUAGUUACUACCUUAUCUUAGAUAUAACUGUUUAUAAACUGUUCUUAACCCAUUCUUAUUGGACGAUAUUUGGUGGAGCCCUGUCGGAC
This is a messenger RNA of Cornus florida, 4817 nucleotides long. Its product is annotated as probable disease resistance protein At5g66900. Gene Ontology annotation, molecular function: ADP binding. The transcript has 5 exons. The record is from RefSeq and is a predicted model, not a curated record. Gene Ontology annotation, biological process: defense response to fungus. NCBI's taxonomy places the organism in Eukaryota, Viridiplantae, Streptophyta, Magnoliopsida, Cornales, Cornaceae. Bases 581 to 3043 code for a protein of 820 amino acids.